AUGACAACUACACUGCAGUGUUCAGAGCUGACACCACCAGCAAAAGGAUCCAUGAUGACUGACUCCUACAGAGGCGAGGUUUACUUCGGGUGUGACCCAGGAUACAAGCUGGUCGGUGAUUCUCCACUUACCUGCCAGUCUGACGGGACGUGGAGUGGAAGGUCUCCGACAUGCAUGAAAGCUGCAGUAUGUCCCAUGAUACGUCCCCCAGCAAAUGUUCGUUACAAUGGCUCCGCCCAGGUUCUGAGUUUCUUUUGUGAAGAAGGAUACACGUUGGUUGGUGCUUCUCUACUCACAUGUCGGUCUGACGGGACCUGGACUGGAAACCCACCAACAUGCAGAGCUAAAUGUCCGUAUGGCUACCAACUACUCGCUCAAACCUGUAUCAAGGUUUCUUUUUACGAAACGAAGUACGCAAAAGCUCUGGCAGCCUGUGAGAAAGACGGGGCGACACUAGCAAUGCCCAAGACAAAGGAAUUGGACGUCGCUCUGAGAAACCUGAUAAGAAAAGUUGGAGGGAGUCAAGACUACUGGAUUGGGCUGGUUAAGUGCGACGGCACCUGGAAAUGGCUAGACGGAUCCCCACUAGAAAAUUACAAGGUACGUUAACACAAGUGACACAAACAAAAAACAACAACAUUGGCUAUUUGACUAAUUUGCAUCAUCCUUCCCUUGACUUGACUAACUUUUGUUUUC
Branchiostoma belcheri (Belcher's lancelet) is the source of this 696-nucleotide messenger RNA. RefSeq names its product P-selectin-like. NCBI's taxonomy places the organism in Eukaryota, Metazoa, Chordata, Leptocardii, Amphioxiformes, Branchiostomatidae. The transcript is spliced from 3 exons. The coding region runs from base 1 to 609 and encodes 202 amino acids. The record is from RefSeq and is a predicted model, not a curated record.